GUGUAACUCAUCUUCCUGUUAGCUGGAAUGAUUGCCUAACACACUUUGGAGUUUGACCCCACAAGCCCUGAUAGCGAGACUAACACACACUUCACACCAGAGGAGAGAGGGACUGGAACAGUAACUUGGGCUAAUUAGCUUAACUAUCCCUCCACGUUUUUCUUUUCAUUCCUUGUGAAACUGCUACUGGCUUCACUGGCAAGUCCCGGUUCCCUGGCAAUAUUUAAGCUGCCCUGUGGGCUGGCAGGCAGCUGGUUGGUGGUGCCUCCUGCAAGCAAACAGAAUGAGACCCAGCGGAACGUGAUAAAUGCAGCAAGCAAGCGAGGAGCUGAAUCUCCAUGAGACACAAUGGAGACCCCGGGGAGCCCUCCGCCUUCGGUCACUCCCAGCUGGAACCCUUUUCCCCACAAGAUCUUGGAGGCUGUGGACAUUGUUGUUCUGGUUCUGUACUUUGUAUUCGUCCUGGCGGUUGGACUGUGGUCCAUGUGGAAGACGAAGCGAAGCACGGUGAAAGGCUAUUUCUUGUGGCCUGUGGGGGCAUCGCUGUUUGCGAGCAAUGUGGGGAGCGGGCAUUUCAUAGGCCUGGCUGGGUCCGGGGCAGCGUCGGGAAUCGCCGCCACGGCCUACGAGUGGAAUGGGAUGUUUUGUGUCUUGGUGCUGGCCUGGCUAUUUCUUCCUAUUUACCUGGCAGCGGGGGUCACAACUAUGCCUGAGUACUUACAGAAACGCUUUGGCGGCAAAAGAAUACAGAUAUUCCUGGCAAUUCUCUACUUGUUUAUCUACAUAUUCACCAAAAUAUCAGUGGAUAUGUACGCCGGGGCCCUGUUCAUUCAGCAAGCCUUACGCUGGGACCUCUAUGUGGCUGUCAUAGGUCUGCUGGCAAUCACUGCUGUUUACACUGUGGCAGGUGGCCUGGCAGCUGUGAUUUACACCGACACACUGCAGACGGUCAUCAUGCUGGCUGGGGCAUUAACUCUUAUGGGGUUCAGCUUUGUUAAAAUUGGCGGCCUUGAAAGUUUGCAGGCCAAAUACUUUAAAGCCAUUGCGAGUAGCCACAAAGGAAACAGCAGCUGUGGCUUGCCAAGAGAAGAUGCCUUCCACAUUUUCCGAGACCCCGUCACCUCGGACCUUCCCUGGCCAGGAGUUCUGGUUGGAAUGACCAUCCCAUCUCUGUGGUACUGGUGCACAGAUCAGGUUAUUGUUCAAAGGUCCCUCGCAGCCAAGAACCUCUCUCAUGCCAAAGGAGGCUCGUUGUUGGCCUCCUACCUGAAAAUUUUGCCUCUCUUCAUGAUGGUGAUGCCAGGCAUGAUCAGCCGGGUUCUCUUCCCAGACCUGGUGGCUUGUGCAGACCCAGAAAUCUGUCGGCAAAUCUGUGGCAACCCUUCUGGCUGUUCUGAUAUUGCUUACCCCAAACUGGUCAUAGAACUGCUGCCUCUAGGGCUCAGGGGCCUCAUGAUGUCUGUGAUGAUCUCAGCACUUAUGUCCUCCCUGACUUCCAUCUUUAACAGCUCCAGCACCAUCUUCACCAUGGACCUCUGGCGGCACUUCCGGCCCCGGGCCAAGGCCAGCCCUCACACUGCCUUUUUCUUGAGCAGGGUGUUCGUGCUGCUGCUCGUGGUGGUGUCCAUUCUGUGGAUCCCACUGGUGCAGGCCAGCCAAGGGGGGCAGCUCUUCAUUUAUAUCCAGACCAUCAGCUCCUACCUACAGCCCCCCGUUGCCAUGGUUUUCAUCCUGGGCUGUUUCUGGAAGAGAACCAAUGAGAAGGGUGCGUUCUGGGGCCUGCUGAUUGGCAUGUUGCUGGGCUUCAUCCGGUUGGUACUGGAUUUUGUCUACCUGCAGCCCCAGUGUGGGGAGCCAGACCGCCGUCCGUCCGUGGUGAGAUACGUGCACUACCUGUACUUCUCCAUGAUCCUCAGUGUCAUCACGACAGUCACUGUGGUGGUCGUGAGCCUGCUCACAGAACCUCCCUCGGAAGAAAUGAUCCAUCAUCUCACCUGGUUCACACGCUGGGAUCGGCCAGCCAAGAAAGACUCAGCAAUCAAUACUUCACCUGAUACUGGAAGUGACGUGUAUAAGUCUGAGCAUCCGCCUGCCCAGCUUGAUAUUAGUGUUGUUCCUGAAAAUAUUUUCAACGGCAAUACAGGUGUGGCUGGUACUCAAAAAGGGUCUAAACUGAUGAGAGUCUUCUUGUGGCUGUGUGGGAUGGAGAGGAAAGACGAACAUCCUCCUGAGAACACAAUUCCUGCCAGCCCUGAACAUACUGUGGCUUCGCUGGAGGAGCAGCCUGUGGUGAAACACAUUCUGAAUGUCAACUUGUUACUGUGUCUAUGUGCCGGCAUUUUUCUCUGGGGCUACUUUGCAUAGCAUCUUGCCAGAUGAUUCAAGGGACACUGUCAACUAAUUUUAGGCCCCCAACUAAGAUUGGCAUUAAUAAAUAAUAACAAUAAUAUAAUGCAUGACAAUUCAGUGUGAUUUGUAAUCCAUUCUUACAUUUCAUACAGGGAAAAAUGUAAAAUAUUUUUGCUAUACUUAAUGAUUUGCUGAGCUUUUUUUAGCUUUUGUCUCCGCAGCAAUGAGAUCAGGCUCCACACACUGACACACACAUAAGGGCUGGGGGAUGUUUGGAAGGCAGGCAGGGAUUAUUUGAUUAUCUUUCACUUCUGGACAGUUUUGCACUUAAAGCAGGAGAUCUGCUUGACCUGCAUAAAGCAUGUAAUUUCUCUGUGCCUUUACUCCCUGGCUAC
Molecule: messenger RNA, 2744 nt
Organism: Pelodiscus sinensis (Chinese soft-shelled turtle)
Lineage: Eukaryota; Metazoa; Chordata; Testudines; Trionychidae
Source: RefSeq, a predicted model, not a curated record